AUGGAGGCUGAAUCACAAAGCCAUGUAUCGGAAGAACUUCAAAAGGUUCUUCUCUCAACAGACCUUUCACUUUUGAGGUCUCCUGAGGCCCCAAAUCUUAUCAACGGUAGUUCACAAGAUAUAUCAGCAGUUGAUGUAAAUGAUGAUAUACUUGAGCUAGAUGAACACUCAUUUCGAAAGCUUGUCCCUCUUUUACGAUCAUCCAUUGAGAAUAAUUCGCUUAACACUGUUGUCGAGGACUUGGUUAACUCUGUGGAUGAUAAUUUUGAGAGUUUGGAAAGUCAAAUAAUGCAAGAUUCGCAAGUCAAUGACAACUUAACCACAUCAAUACAGGAAAUGGCGUCUAUCAAAAACAUAAUCGAUGGAUCAUUGAAGGAUGAGCUUAUGACUUUACAGGACCAGCUAGCUUCAUCGACUAAUGAUGUGAUACUGAAAAAGCAGUUUUUCAUUAAUAACAAGAAAACCACCACUAAGAUUUCAGAAUCGAUAAUUUUAAUCAACAAGAUACUUCAAAUUUUGGAGCUAUCAAACAAAUGUCAAGAGUUAAUCAAGGACGGAGAUUUUUUCAAAGCUUUGCAAAGCUUAGGCAGCUUGGAGAAAAUAUACCUUCAAGAUUUCAGGAAUUAUGAUUUCGAAUUCCUCAAGGAAAUCUAUUCUUCAAUUCCACUUUUAAAAUCCAAAAUAAAGGAUGAAAGUAUUAAUUUGAUCAAGAGCUCUUUUAACUCGAAGCUAGAGGAUACAUUACUAAUGGUAGGAAACAAAUACUUCGAUUUUUAUAAUGAGAUCUUGCUUCAAGAAUGGAUGAAUUCUAGAAAUGCCAUGAAGCUUGGAAAUUUCAAGUUCAACUCGCCCCUAGAGAUCUCUUUAAGAGAUCCUAAAAAGCUCGAAGAAUUGAGAUUAGACCACUUUUAUCAUUUGGACGAGUUCUACGACUCUAUUUUAAUCUUUCAAGAACUUAAAGAACUCAAUUAUUUGUGUGAAGAGUUUUCUAAAGAGUAUGAGUUCAGAAAAGCGAAGCUAGUUUCCCCAUUAGAGUUGAAGAGCAAUGUCUCAUCGAGUUUAACGAAAAAAACUAAAAGUUUGGAUGAUUUAUUUGGUUCAGGUUUCAACACGGAACAUUUAAAAAAGUACAUGUUGAGAAUCCUUGGAUUCCUCAUCUAUGAUAAGCACUUGAAUCGAUCCACGGACUAUAUCUUAUCUCAAAACUCCUAUACUACCACGGAUGAUUUCUGGACAGUUCUCAUGAAUAAACUCUCUCCUUAUCUAGAGGACUACAUUUCCGAACAUUUAAACAAUGAAGAAGAACUAAUAGGAUUUAAAAACUUUCUGGGAAUAUACAUUGCUAUUGUGGAAAACUUGAAACUCAACAUUGAAGUAAUUUAUAAAGCCCAUGUGUCAAUUUUUCAAAAGUAUUCAGCUUUAUUGGUUCGGCUAUUUGAUAGAGAGUUUUCGACACUUUUGAGCGAUGACGAUUUCAUGCCUUUAACUAUCAAUGACAAAAGUCUUUAUGAAAAGGUUCUCAAGAUCUGCUGGCUGAAAGAUGAUGAACUCCAAAAUGACGCAACUAUGGAAGAACAUGCGGAAAAUGAAUUUUACGCAACACUCCCCUUUUCACCUCUUUACCCUAUGACAUGCACACUUUCAAAGAAAACCUAUAAUAAAUUGGUCGCGUUUUUGAACAAUUUCUAUCGACACGAUUUGAAUCACCUCAAUUACUUGCUAGUCCGAACAAUGGAAGACAUUUUCAGUAAUAUUGUGAAUAAGAAGAUGAAAGAAAAACUGGAUACUACAUCAAGGGAAGAAAUAGCUCAAGUUUUGAUAAAUUUCGAUUAUUUUGUUAUUGCAGCAAGAGAAUUUAGUAAUAUCUUGACCAAGGAAAAUAUCACAGAGAAUCCGGAAGUGGACAUCAGACUGACAUCCAUACAAGAUUUGACAGACUCGCGAAAAUAUGCUGAAACAAAAUUAAUCGAAUUGAUAGAUUCUAAAGUGUCAGACCUAAUGGAAUUUGUAGAGUUCGAUUGGACGAGUACAGAACUGGAGCAAGAGCCGGACAUAUCAGUUAGAGAUAUUGCACAGUUUUUGGAGAUGAUGUUUACCUCGACCCUUGUCAAUCUACCGUAUAGCGUCAAAACGUUGCUAAUAUUUCGUGAGUUUGAUGCAUUGACGAGGAAAUUCCUGGAAGUUUUGUUGAAUAGCACACCUUCUGUUAUCAGCCGUCAAAGUGUACUUAACUUCGAAUUAAAUAUGGAGUUUUUGGAAAGUGUUAUUUCAAAAAUUUUCCCCAAUGAAUCCGAAACUACCAUUGGCAAUCUUGAUUCCCCAAUUCCUCAAUCUCCAGAACCAGAAAACCAGAGAUCUUCCAAUUUGAUUGAAAAUAACAUAAGAUCACUACAAUCAACUUUCACUGAUUUGAAACAACACAUUGAGUUUUUAAAGUCUCAGAAUAUGGAAGAAUACAAAGAUUCUAGUGUAAGAAUGAGGAAAUAUCCCAGAAUUAAGCCUGAAAAUGCACAGCUUUUGUAUAGAAAAGUUGCGCCGAGAACAGACGCAAGUAGCAGCGAACAAGAGAGAAUCACGCCUGAUAAUAGCUUUACAGAUUCCAUGACUUCUAAUAGAAGGAUUGCCAAAUUUUUUAAUAGAACGUGA
This is a messenger RNA of Lachancea fermentati, 2646 nucleotides long. Lineage: Eukaryota; Fungi; Ascomycota; Saccharomycetes; Saccharomycetales; Saccharomycetaceae. The record is from the annotation of a GenBank genome assembly.